AUGGGCCGCGAUGGUAGGAAGUGGGAGUGGCCGAAGCCUGCCGAUGAAGAGGUCAUCGACAGGCUCGCCGACUGCGAUUCACCCCUUCGAGAUAAAGUGCCCGACGUUGUCCGGGACGGGGAUGCGGGCUCCAGCCUGCUUGCAAUGAGCGCGAUGUGCUGGGUGGUGAGGAGGUUGGAACUUCUGACCGGCGACCUCCGUCGCAGUGAGACCAGCAUGGACAAGGUCAACGUUUCGGGGUUGAAGGCGCUGCAGAAUGGGAUGAUAACGUUCGUCAAGGAGCACGUCGCCCGGAAACGGGCGGGCCUUGUCGGAAUUGCGGCCGACGCUUGUGACGACGACGACGAGGAUCCCCCUUCGACAUCCCAAGCAGUAGGUGUCGCCCACACCGUUGACGAUGCUCGAGGGAAGACGCUCGGAGAGCCCGGAGGCGGCGUCGACAAGGCAGAUGAGGAGGCAGGAAGGGCGGUGACUGGGACCGCGGAGAAGCACCAGGACGACAACGGGGAUCGGGAAGAGGAGGAUGAUAACGACGGUCAGGAAGAUGAGGACCAUGGGAAUCGUGAGGAGGUAGAGGAGGUGGAGGAAGAGGAGAAGGAGGAAGAGGAGGAGGAGGAGGAGGAUGAGGGGGGCACGGCGGAGGAGGAGGAUGAUGAGGGGGGCUUGGCGGAGGAGGAGGAGGCGGAUGUCGGGGAGGCGGAGAAGCAGCAAGAGGGGGAGCAGGAGGAAGAGGUGGAGUGGGAGAUAAUGGAGGAGGUGGUGGAGUACGACGACGGAGCGGCGAAAACGGGUGGGAGGUCGGCGGAUGCUGUGAACGGGAGAGGGGAUGAUGACGACGAGGAGAAAGUCGGCGUGGAGGCGGCUCCCGGGGGGAGUGAGAAGGUCGUGGUCGGCGAUGUGGUUGGCGACAUGAUGGAAGCUGUCGACCUUGAGGCCGGUGAUGAAGGGGAUACCGCAGUGGCAACGAAGCAGACGGGCAUGGAAGGGCCUACCGAGGCCAACGCGGGGGAGCGGUCAAGGAAGAAGAAGGCGGCGCGUGGUCACCCCAGUUCCUCCGAGUCAGGUCGGCAGGCACCGCUGGACGUCGUCGAGCAGCUGCGAGCGGAGAACAUGAGGUUGAGGGCCGACAAUGCACGCCUGCACAAGUCGCUCGGUGACCAGACGGGACGGGUCGACAUCUUGGCGAAGGCUGUAGCUGGACUCCUCGACAAGCUCACGGCGUUGACAGCCCAGGUCGCCGCCACCGAUCAGAAUGCGGCAAAACGUAUCGAUGUCGCCUGUUCGGCCAUGUCAACCACUAUUGCCGACAUCAUCACCGACAACAUCUCUGAAGCCAUCGACGCUAUGAAGUCGGUCUCACGAAGGGUAGUGGACUGGUUGAAGGAUAUUGACGGUCCCCAAGGAACGAUGGCAGUCGAACGCGCAAAAGCGGUAACCUGUGUGGUCGAGCACCAGGCGGCUGUGUGGAAAGGCUUGGAGGAGACCAUCAUCAGCCACAUUGGCGCCGCGCAAACCAACAUUGCCGCCGCGGUUUCACGCGACAUCGUCCUGCCGCCCCCGCCACCUCCUCCUCCCGCCCCAACUCAAGCCAUCCCGGAAGAGUUCCUUAAGGCGUUCAAGGACGACGUGCUGAAAGCGGUGAUGGAGGUCACACAGCAGUCGUUUGUUGCGUCCGGGCUGAAGGUAAUAACCGAGAUGAUCGGCAAUGUGGCGCCUGGUCGACGUGGGUCGUCGCCGUCGGCCAACGACGCCGGCCAGACGCAACGACAGGAUGCUCAAAAACAGGGUCAGAAGAGGGGGGCCGGAGGCGGCGGGGGAGACGGAGGCGAUUCAACGAGUGUUAAGCGGAGUAAGGGAGUCGAUGGAAGCCGCGGCGUCGGCGUGGUGGGUCCUAGCGGCUCGCGGACUCAAGGUCAGAGCGUGGUCGACCAGCUCAAGAAGAACGGGGCCGAGGUGAUAAGGUCGCACCGCAAGGGCGAUGGAAUCUGCAGUGCAGAUGGGGGUCCUGCCGACGAGGUUGCCGCUCAAACCGCUAGACCAACAGCCCCGCCCUUGGUCGCCGACAAUGAGAUUCCUACCGCUCAAACCGCGGUAGAUGGCGGCGCCAAAACCGUCAAGGGACCGUCUGUUGGGGUGGCGGGGACAACGUCGAUUCCCCGUAAACCACCUGCGGCCGCCAGCGCGCCGGUCGGCCAGUCAGCCGCCAACAACGAUGGGCUGGCCCUUGCGCCUACUCAAGCUCCAGCAGACCGUUCUGCCGCCAAGGGCGACGCGAAGGAGGGUGCGGCUAACCGCGUUGCUCCGGCUGCCAAUAAGGCGAGCUCGCUCAGGGAAAUGCUCCACCGUAUGGAGGCCCAUCGCAAGGACGUGCAUCAGCCUCCCGUGGUCGAUGCCGCCCCUCUCGAAACAGCACGGCCAUCGGUCACACCGCAGGUCGCCGCCACAACGUCAAACGCCCCUCCUACCGCGCCUCUGGUUGCCGCCCGUCCUCCCGCGGACCCAAAAUCCGCAUUGCUUCGCGCCCGGUUAGGCGCACGUAGUGCGGCAGCGCCAACACGGACUCAACCGAAGGCCGGCUCAAGCGCGACGCCGACGUCGAUUGGCAUUGUUGCUCCCACACCCGGUGCAGCUGUUGUCGAUGCGGCGGCGGAGAAGGGCGUGAGUGCAGCGCUAGCCACUGGUGGCGGAGGGGGUGACCCAACACAGGCGGCGAAAGGCCACAACGACGCCGACCUCGCUGCCAUGCAGGACCUGUUGGAAGUGGUGCAUCGCCCCGGGCCCCCCCCGGCUCUGGCCAUCUCAGACACGGCGCAUGUGGAGCCCUCGGCGUGUCCCCCAGGUGGUUCAGCGAUGCCAAGGACGACCACUGUGACUGUCGGCGACGGAAAGGCGAAGCGGAAGGGGAAGGCUGACACAGGGAUAGGGAGGGCGAGCUCUCAGAGGAAAACACGGGCGAAGUCGGCGGAGGAGGAAAAUCAAGAAGAGAAGUCGGCGGGCGAGGGCACGUCGACAAAGAAAGGGAAGGAGAAGGCGGCGGAGAAUCGGGAGGAGAAGGUCGUGGUCGGCGAGGGUAAGUCGGCGAAGAAAGUGAAGGAGAAGGAGGAGAAGAAGAAGAGGGAGCAGGAGGAGAAGGAGGCGGAGGAGAAGGAGAAGGGACGGAAGGGUCAUGGCAUCCGCCACGAUAGUUCGGGCGAUGGGUUAGGGUGGGUGGGCGAGAUUAAGGUGCUCAAUCACAAUCGAUACAUCGGCAAGUCGCGCGAGAAGAUGGAGCUGGCGUACCUGCACUCGAUUGCGUACAUCGUCUACGACGGUUAUGUCAGCAAGGUCCUCAUGGACGAGCUCACCGGCUUGAGGGAUACCGAGAUGGAGGAGUGGAGGAGGGUGUGGGAGGAGGUCAGGAUCCUGCCGACAGGGAUGUGGACGGUGAUAUGGGCACGGGGCGCGUACCUUCCACAAACACGGUUCGAUGAUAUCCUCAGCAUGUAUCGAGCGUACAAGAGCUCAGGCGAUGCGCACCACGACGCGCUCUUGCCGACUACCUGGUUCCCCGUCGACGCCGACACGAAAGAAGGCCAGGAGAAGGCGGAUGCUAUGAUGUCGGCCAUGAUUGGUCGCGUGUCCAUGUGCGCGGCGUAUGGGAAGGUCGCUGCGAGUGCGGCGAAGAAGACGGAGCUGGUGGCACAAGCAUGGGCGGCAUCGGCUUGCGCCUUGUGGUGCUUUGUCGAGAACGAUGACGCAGAGGUGGUCGAUGCUGUGGAGGAGGGGAAGGCGGCAGCGAUGCUGGUCGGUGCGAGCGAGACGACCGCAGGUGUCUUCAAGGAUGUCAUGCAGGCGGUGCUUCAGGCCGAGAUCGACAGGGAGCAACCUCUCGGGGAGGUCGCGCACAACGUCGCGCCGGCGUUGCAGAACCAUGGCGCUCUGGGGAAUGUGCCCCGUCGCCGGGCCGAAACUCGAGGAGGUCGGCAUCGUGGUGCCGUGUGA
Molecule: messenger RNA, 3981 nt
Organism: Closterium sp. Naga37s-1
Lineage: Eukaryota; Viridiplantae; Streptophyta; Zygnematophyceae; Desmidiales; Closteriaceae
Source: the annotation of a GenBank genome assembly